GAAAACAACUACCAGUGACUGACUGAUAAGUGAAAACGCACGCCUAGAGAGAAAGCUUUCAUUAUUUUGGUCUCGCUCUUGUGUGGCUGCAUUGAUAUUAAUGGGAAUGAAGGGAAAGGCAACAUUAGGCAACAUUUCUUGCUAAGUAAUGUGAUAGGUGAAGAAGUGAGGGAAGAAAGGGAGUGGCUGAGAGACUCGUAAACUAGGGAAGGUAAAGGAAAACAUAAGGAAGACACAUUGAAGACAGGUGCUUGUCGAAGUUGCUGUGGUGAUAGUACUUCUAUCUGAUACUCCAGGAUAUCUGAUCCGAUUUCUGUUUCUGCAUUCACCUGCUGAUCUCAGGGCCCCUUGUAGUGGGCAUUAUGGCAGGCUACCUGUACUACCUGCUCCCAGCAGUAGGGGGCUACGCUCUCACGUCACUGUACUUUCUGAAGAACCCUCAUAUUCUGCACAAGAAGAAGCGGACAGCCUUCCACUGCACCCACAUCUCUCAUAGGGGAGGCUGUGGUGAAAGGAUUGAGAACACUAUGGAGGCCUUUACACAUGCUGUUGAAGUGGGCACAGAGAUGCUGGAAAUCGACUGUCACUUGACUAAAGAUGGUCAUGUGGUCGUGUCACAUGAUGAGAACCUCCUGCGACAGACUGGGCAGGAUAUCAACAUUUCCUCCUUAAACCUGGAGGAGUUGCCGCCUUAUAAAGAGACACUUGAGGUGACCUUUAAGGCAGGCCACUUCAGCACUGGCUCAGAUAGAAAAAUUGCAUUAUUAGAGGAUGUUUUCCGCAAAUUUCCACACACAGCUGUAAACAUCGAAGUGAAAGAGAAUAACAGGGUGCUGAUUGAGAAGAUUUCUGAUCUUGUGAAGAAAUACAACAGAGAGGGCACAUCAGUUUGGGCCUCUGUUGACUCCACCAUCAUGAAAAAUUGUCGCAAAACAAACUCCUCCAUGCCCUACAUGUUCACUGUAAAGCGGGGUUUACAGCUGCUCCUGCUUUACUACACCGGCCUUCUGCCAUUUGUUCCCCUCGGAGAGAGUUUCCUCCAGUUCUACAUGCCACAAAUCAUAAACAGAGAAUACAUACCUGAAAUGUGGAUUUUGAGAAGCAGCCUGGUCACCUCUUUAAUUGAAAGGAUAACUUUGAGAAAAGGAAUGUUCAAGCACCUCACAGACCGAGGAAUUCAGAUUCAUCUCUUUGUGUGUAACGAAGAAGAGGAUAUUGAGGCUGCUUUUGCUGCAGGAGCAACAGGCGUCAUGUCUGAUUAUCCCACCCUUUUGUCAAACUAUAUAAGAAGGCACAAGCAAGACACAUGAUCAAACAAAAACACACAAUGUACUUCAGCCUUGUCUAGUCAAACACACGCUGUACAAAAGCUGUUUGCCUUUAAACAUACAGACAAGUUUAUAUCAAUACCAUUAUUACCUUAUCAGCACUGGCAUAGUACUCACAUGAAACUUAGUUUAUGGCAUGAGACAUUUAAGUAUGAACACACCUAGAAAAUAAACAGAAUUCAUAUAUUUCACAAGUGGAUUGU
Labeo rohita (rohu) is the source of this 1531-nucleotide messenger RNA. RefSeq names its product glycerophosphodiester phosphodiesterase domain containing 3a (gene gdpd3a). The record is from RefSeq and is a predicted model, not a curated record. NCBI's taxonomy places the organism in Eukaryota, Metazoa, Chordata, Actinopteri, Cypriniformes, Cyprinidae. The coding region runs from base 363 to 1310 and encodes 315 amino acids. Gene Ontology annotation, cellular component: endoplasmic reticulum membrane. Gene Ontology annotation, molecular function: phosphatidylcholine lysophospholipase A1 activity; phosphoric diester hydrolase activity. Gene Ontology annotation, biological process: glycerophospholipid catabolic process. The transcript has 11 exons.